GUGCUUUCCAUACACUUUUUUUAACUCGUGGGUGUAGCAGCAGAGAGCUGCAAUGUCCAAGAGCUCCCAGGUCACAUUGGCUGCUGAGCCAAACUGGCCUCAUCAGCAGCCCCGUGAGCAUAGUGAAGAGCGAAGGCCCCAAACUGGUGCCCUUCUUUAAAGCCACUUGUGUCUAUUUUGUCCUCUGGCUGCCAACUUCCAGCCCCUCCUGGUUCAGUGCCCUCAUUAAAUGUCUGCCCAUCUUCUGCCUGUGGGUUUUCCUUCUGGCUCAUGGAAUUAACUUCUUAGUGUCACACCGGAGUGCCAGCCGCAUCCUAGCGGGACUCAUAUUCUCGGCAGUGGGAGAUGCCUUUCUCAUCUGGCAGGAGCAGGGCUACUUCGUUCAUGGUCUGCUGAUGUUCGCCAUCACACACAUCCUGUACUCUUCAGCCUUUGGCAUGAAGCCUCUGGACCUCAAAGCCGGCUUGUUGAUGGGCGUUGUUUCCAGCUGCAGUUAUGCCUUCCUGUACUCCUACCUCUCGGGCCCAUUCACCUACUUGGUAGCUGUCUACACGGCUUUGAUUGGCUUCAUGGGCUGGCGGGCGAUCGCCGGCAUGCAGCUGUGCAACGACCUCUGGACAUGGACCAAGCUCUCGGCCUGCAUCGGCGCGAUGCUCUUCAUGGUGUCGGAUCUAACCAUUGCACUUAACAAGUUCUGCUUUCCUGUGCCCUAUUCGCGCUUCAUCAUCAUGGCUACUUACUACGCAGCCCAAAUGCUUAUUGCACUGUCAGCCGUAGAGACCAGAGAUGAAGAGGACUUCAGAAAGAGGAGCUAG
Acanthisitta chloris (rifleman) is the source of this 815-nucleotide messenger RNA. RefSeq names its product transmembrane protein 86A (gene TMEM86A). The record is from RefSeq and is a predicted model, not a curated record. Gene Ontology annotation, cellular component: membrane. The transcript is spliced from 3 exons. NCBI's taxonomy places the organism in Eukaryota, Metazoa, Chordata, Aves, Passeriformes, Acanthisittidae. The annotation marks the transcript as partial.